This is a messenger RNA of Puccinia graminis f. sp. tritici CRL 75-36-700-3, 228 nucleotides long. Its product is annotated as aspartate aminotransferase. The transcript has 2 exons. Gene Ontology annotation, biological process: L-aspartate biosynthetic process. Gene Ontology annotation, molecular function: L-aspartate:2-oxoglutarate transaminase activity. The record is from RefSeq and is a predicted model, not a curated record. Gene Ontology annotation, cellular component: cytosol. Lineage: Eukaryota; Fungi; Basidiomycota; Pucciniomycetes; Pucciniales; Pucciniaceae. Bases 1 to 228 code for a protein of 75 amino acids.
AUGCCAUCCACCCAGAACAUCCUCGCGAGUCUUCCACUCGCCCCUCCAGAAUCCAUCUUCCAGCUCGCAGCUGCUUACAAGGCCGAUCAAUUCCAGGAGAAAGUCGAUCUUGGUGUCGGAGCUUACCGGGUCGACUGUGGCAAGCGAUGGGUCCUACCGGUAGUCAAGACGAGGGAGUUCUCAGAAGACGAAAUUCUCGACCGCGAGUACCAACCUAUCACGGCCUGA